Photinus pyralis (common eastern firefly) is the source of this 1403-nucleotide messenger RNA. RefSeq names its product ubiquitin carboxyl-terminal hydrolase puf-like. The record is from RefSeq and is a predicted model, not a curated record. The transcript is spliced from 4 exons. Bases 128 to 904 code for a protein of 258 amino acids. Lineage: Eukaryota; Metazoa; Arthropoda; Insecta; Coleoptera; Lampyridae.
GCCGUUUGUCAUUAAAAUCAUUAAACAGAAUCUGAUUCUGAUUAGUGAUUACCAUAAAUAAUAAUAGGUUAACCUAAGAUUAUGUGAAAUGGUAGUGAAAUAAAUUCUUCGCAAAUUUACUGUAAACAUGUGUGAUGCAUGUUCCGAUUUUCUUCAGUUGCUUAUUUCUUAUGAAGCAAAUUUGUGUAAAGAAAUCAACGAACAGCCCACAUUAACACGGCAAGAUAUUAAUACAAUACUGGUUUAUGUGCAGGCAUGGGUCUCCAGGCAAUGCAUGUGUUGUUAUCGGGACCAAAAAAAUUUAGAACGUUUCAGUUGUAUCACGCAAGGAAUUUUAUAUCUUACAAUAUUACAUCUAAAGGAGCUAGGUGAUUCUAGUACAGACUCGGAUAAGAAAGACAAUGAUCCCGAAGAUAGAGUUAAGGCAGAGGAGAAUUCAGCCGACGUCCAGGAAAGAGAUAAAUUAUUUAUUUUGGCAUCGAAAAUAUUUCUACUGAAUUUCCCGCUUUAUGUCGCUUUCAAGCAUACGGCGACAAACAAAAUUGAUGAUUUAACUCAGCACGAGAUUCAAAGUUUAAAUUCGUUUUGUGAUCUUCACGAUUCCGAAAUACCGUUGUAUUUGUUAAGGAAUGUCACAUUAUUUUGCAAAUUGGGCGGUUUACACGUGAUGACUGCCUGUUUUACUUUCUUGUCGCCCAGUGAACUACCUGUGUCAACCGCUCAUGCGAUGAUUUCAAUAGUGUGCAAUUUGAAGUUGUGGAUGAAUUUUAAAAGCACAGUUUCUUUAUUGGUUCCUCUGCGGUCUUGUGUACUUAGGUAUAUGUGCAAAUUAUCAGAUCAGGACUUACGCACCCCCACAAUAAAGGGCAUGGCAGGUUUGUUUUUGAUAUGCCGAUUUGUGUAGAACAGAAAUUGACAUAGUAUAUAAUUAUCAGCUAAGCUAUUUCACAUUUUAUUGACAUUUUAAUGGACAUUUUUACACAUAUUGUUGGAAUCUGGAAUUGUGGAGAUUUUUGAGCAAUUUUUCAGCAAUAAUAGCAUUUAUAAAUGGGAAACAAUUACUCUAAUUUAGUGAAUACCACCUUCAGCAUCUCUAGGUAAUUUUCUGCCACUUCUAGUGAAGUGAAUAGUAACAGAUUUAAUUUUUUUCGGUCUCCAUAAUAAAUAGCAUAAUAUUGUUAUAUAAGUGCAUAGUUUAAAAGAGAUCUUAUUGAGUAGGUAUUUAUUUAUUAUAUUUUAGAAUUGAUAUUGUGUAUUACAUCACUUAUUAAGCGGCAGAGCAAAAUGAUGGAGGUUUUAGAGGGAAAUCACGGUGUCCGUCUGUCUGUAAACACGAUAACUGACAAACACUUGGGGCUGAUUUGGUUCAAACUUUGCACAGUUGUCUUAUAUACCGCAUGUAA